AUGGCGGACCAAAAGGGCAAAGACAAAGAUGCCGCGUCCAUCAUUGCGGCGGCGUCGCGGCCUAGAAAACCAACGACGCACCAGACCUCGGUCGAGGCCGACGCCCGCAAAACCCUGUGGUGCGAGACGCAGUGGACGAACUUGAGCAUGCAGGCCAAACGGCUCGAUAUGCCGAAACUGCCGUACUUUGAGGCCGAUACUAUGCUGUUGUCUAAGGACGUCAAUCGGAAGUUGUGGGUUCAGCUGACUCGACUCUGGGAAUCCCUCGGCCCCGACCGUGCCCCCUACGCGACCCCGAUCCUCCUCGAAGGCGGCGAGGUUAAAUGGCACUCGUUCAUCAACGGCGACAAAGGCAACGAGGCCGAGAUCUACGAUAACGUCGUCGAUGCGUUCAUGAGCGACUCUGUUCGGCCCGGGUGGUAUGACGAUUGA
Messenger RNA from Capronia epimyces CBS 606.96, 432 nucleotides. RefSeq lists its product as uncharacterized. The transcript has 2 exons. The record is from RefSeq and is a predicted model, not a curated record. NCBI's taxonomy places the organism in Eukaryota, Fungi, Ascomycota, Eurotiomycetes, Chaetothyriales, Herpotrichiellaceae. Bases 1 to 432 code for a protein of 143 amino acids.